Molecule: messenger RNA, 359 nt
Organism: Drosophila persimilis
Lineage: Eukaryota; Metazoa; Arthropoda; Insecta; Diptera; Drosophilidae
Gene: ubl
Product: ubiquitin-like protein 5
Exons: 3
Coding region: 48-269 (73 amino acids)
Biological process (GO): protein modification process; mRNA splicing, via spliceosome
Cellular component (GO): nucleus; cytoplasm
Molecular function (GO): protein tag activity; protein binding
Source: RefSeq, a predicted model, not a curated record
CAAUCUGUCCCUCUAACUAUAAUUUGCAGUGGAAAUUGUAGACAAAAAUGAUAGAAAUAACUUGCAACGAUCGACUGGGCAAGAAGGUGCGUGUCAAAUGCAAUCCGGACGACACUGUUGGAGACUUGAAGAAACUUAUAGCGGCACAGACGGGCACAAAGCACGAGAAGAUUGUCCUGAAGAAGUGGUACACAAUCUACAAGGAUCCCAUCCGCCUAUCUGAUUAUGAAAUCCAUGACGGCAUGAACUUGGAACUUUACUACCAAUAAAUAUGCAUUAGUGAUGCCUUAACCUUAAGCAUCGCGCGGGUGUCCCUUUUUAUAGCUUCUAUAGAUAAAUAAAAAAAUUUUAAAAAUACA